GCAAAGGGAGUGAAUCAGUUUGACCAGGGUUUGUUUGGGACAACAAUCGAAAACUAUUUCGAUAUCUCUAUUUCGAAUCAAUAGCAAAAGCAAAUAAUAUUUUUUAAAAUAAUAUUGCAACCAGUUACGUAGUUGUGUUUAUUAUCUUCUCGAUCGAUUACGAGCAAUUUGGCGAAAGUAGAAGUGUGAUAUGUAAACGUACAUUACCAAAAGAAACAUAGAGUUAUCAAAAGUUGCAGAAUUAUUAAUUGAAAGCAUAAUUCGACAAUAGACAGCUUGUUCAACCCCACCGGAAAAAAAUGAUGUGGUUGUUCCAUAUACUGUGGCUAAUUUUGGUUAUUCUGCUAUUUUUCCUCAUACUGAGACGAAUUUAUUACUUUGGUAUGCAGGGCAUUGUGCGACAGGAAAGUACUGAUCCUCAACAAACCACUAAUAAUAAUCAACAGUAUUACAUAUUCACGGUAUACGGUUCUCGAGAUCCGCCGGAAAUUACUGUAAAUCCGUCUAACUUGGAUCAACCACCUCCAAACUAUGAAGUUAAUCAAUCCCCACCCAAAUACGAGGAAGUGUUAAGGUCACCAGAAAACUACCAAAAACCUCCAUCGUACAGUCAUGUGUAGCAAUUUAUUGUUAUACUUAAUUGAUUGUUUAGAUAAAAUCUAUUUUGCACAA
Messenger RNA from Topomyia yanbarensis, 672 nucleotides. RefSeq lists its product as uncharacterized. NCBI's taxonomy places the organism in Eukaryota, Metazoa, Arthropoda, Insecta, Diptera, Culicidae. The transcript is spliced from 4 exons. The record is from RefSeq and is a predicted model, not a curated record. The coding region runs from base 300 to 620 and encodes 106 amino acids.